This is a messenger RNA of Trichoplusia ni (cabbage looper), 2091 nucleotides long. RefSeq names its product vacuolar protein sorting-associated protein 45 (gene Vps45). Bases 144 to 1859 code for a protein of 571 amino acids. The record is from RefSeq and is a predicted model, not a curated record. Gene Ontology annotation, cellular component: Golgi membrane. The transcript is spliced from 9 exons. Gene Ontology annotation, biological process: vesicle-mediated transport; intracellular protein transport. NCBI's taxonomy places the organism in Eukaryota, Metazoa, Arthropoda, Insecta, Lepidoptera, Noctuidae.
CUGACAAGCCUGCGAUUGCGAAUAACAAUCGGAAAAAUUGACAUCUCUCUGUCAAGUAAUAUGAAAACAAUUUCGUAAUUUCUAUUGAAUUUUCAGUAGCUAGCUAUAUACUUUGAUAUUUUACAUUAAACACUAAUAUCAAAAUGAAUGUCGUACAAGCGGUCAAACUAUAUAUAACUAAAAUGACGGAGGAAAGUGGGCCGGGGAUGAAAGUUAUUCUCAUGGACAAGGAAACUACUAGCAUUGUCAGCAUGGUUUUCAGCCAGUCAGAAAUACUGCAAAAAGAAGUUUACUUAUUUGAAAGAAUAGACAGCCAUUCUAAGUGGGACAACAUGAAGCAUAUGAAAUGUAUUGUCUUCAUUCGUCCAACUCCUGAAAAUAUUUCAUUGUUGCUCCGAGAACUGAGAUAUCCAAAAUAUGGAGUUUAUUUUAUAUAUUUCAGUAAUGUAAUAUCAAAAGCUGACAUCAAAACUCUGGCAGAGUGUGAUGAGCAGGAGACAGUGCGAGAAGUGCAAGAGGUGUUCGCUGAUUACUUAGCUGUUGACAGACACCUGUUCUCAUUCAACAUUGUAGGGUGUCUGCAAGGUCGGUCCUGGAAUGCUCAACACCUACAGCGCUGUGCUCAAGGGUUGUUGGCUUUAUUGCUCUCUGUAAAGCGCCGCGCUGUGGUCCGCUACGAGGCGGCGUCGGAGCCCUGCGCGCGGCUUGCGGAGCGAGUGCGAGACCUGCUGCGGAGGGAGGCUGUGCUCAUCGAUAAUAACAUACCUUUCAAUGGAGAGAUACCUACUCCACAGUUGCUGAUUGUGGAUAGGAGAGAUGACCCUGUUACACCAUUAUUAAGUCAAUGGACGUACCAGGCGAUGGUGCACGAACUGCUAACAAUCAACAACAACCGCGUCAGCCUGGCACACGUCCCAGAGGUGCCCAAGGACAUGAAGGAGGUUGUGCUGUCUUCCGAACAGGACGAGUUUUAUGCCAAGAAUCUCUACUCAAACUUCGGCGAAAUCGGCCAGACCAUGAAGUCACUGAUGGAUGAGUUUCAGAAGAAAGCCAAAAGCCAGCAGAAAGUGGAGAGCAUCGCUGACAUGAAGAACUUUGUCGAGACUUAUCCGUUAUUCAAGAAAAUGUCCGGCACGGUCACGAAGCACGUGACGGUGGUGGGCGAGCUGUCGGCGUGUGUGUCGCGACAUAACCUGCUGGAAGUGUCCGAGUUGGAGCAGGAGAUCUCGUGCCAGAGCGACCACUCCAAACACCUGCAGCGCCUAAAGAACCUCCUUGCCAACGAAGCCGUUCGCCAGCACGACGCGGCCAAGCUAGUGGCACUGUACGCGCUGCGCUACGAGAAACACGCCAGCAACGCUCUGCCGUCACUCAUCGAGGCUCUGAAGACCAGGGGAGCGCCCGAACACCUGCUGAAGUCGGUGGUCAACCUGCUGGAGUACGGCGGCGCUCACGCCAGGCAGAGCGAUCUGUUCGGACUACAAGACGCUGUCAAAAUCACCAAGAGAUUGUUCAAGGGCCUCAAUGGAGUCGAAAAUAUCUACACACAGCACACACCCCUCCUUAAGGAUACUCUAGAAGAUUUGAUCAAGGGAAAACUCCGAGAGAAUCUUUACCCCACAUUAGGAGGUGAAGACGGCCCCUACGGACGUCGGCCCCAAGACAUCAUCGUGUUCAUUGUAGGGGGCGCCACCUACGAAGAAGCGCUCUGUGUCCAUCAGAUCAACCAAGCGUACCCUGGAGUCAGGGUAGUGCUUGGAGGCACCGCCAUACACAACUCCACCUCAUUCUUUGAAGAAGUCAAAUCUGCUAUGCAAGGAGUCCAUAGAACGCAUACCAGACACAUUAGAAACGUAUAGAUUUAAUUAUAAUUGAGAUUAAUAUAUUUUGCAAAUAAGGUACCUGAAAAGCCAAUGCAUUUAUUGUAUUCGAAAAUUUGUUUCGUGAUUUCUUAUAUGAAUUUGUGAUUACAACCAGAUAUAGGACGUAUUAAAUUUAGUAUUUUGUUCUAAUAUAAUUAAUAUAUUAUGAUAUAUUUAAUUCUAUAGGCGACAUUAAGACUUGUAUCAAUAUUAUAAGUAUUUCAAUAAA